UAGUACUGGCGUUAGAGCGAAUACCUUUGCACCACUGGUUUAUGGAAUUAUCCAUAUUGAGAAAAUGGAAUGGUUCCGUAGCCGUAGCGCCAGGAACUCACUCUUAGGCAGCUCCACUGAUCGCAUGUUCGAUGGCAGGAACAACAGACAGCCGGAGGUUAAGAUGAAUUCAGAACCAAUCUUAGAGGAAACUUUGAUAAAACGGUCGCAGCAAAAGAAAAGGACUUCACCGCUGAACUACAAAGAGAGGGUCUUUGUGUUAACAAAGACUAGGCUAACAUAUUAUGAAGGUUCACCAGAGAAGAAGUCUAAAAAGGGCUCUGUCGAUUUACAAAAGGUCAAGUGCGUGGAGAUAGUGAAGAAUGGAGGUGUGGUUAUUCCCUGUCAGAAUAAAUAUCCAUUUCAGGUUGUGUACGAUACCAGUACGUUGUACAUUUUUGCCCCAAGCAAUGAGAGUAGAAGUGUGUGGGUUCAGAAUAUGAAAGAGGAGAUAAAGCAGAAUAACUCAAUCGUGGCCAAAUUUCACCCUCAGUUCUGGCAGGACGGGUUGUGGCUGUGCUGUCGGCAGGCGGAGAAACUGGCACCAGGGUGUGAGGAGUACAACCUAUUUGGAGACAUUUCACGAAAACCUCUUCCACCGAUUCCUGGAAAUGAAACCACAGGAAAGUCCUCCCGGCCGCCGCCACCCCCACCACCAAAGGAGGACGAAGAGGCCAAGGAGGAAGCUAAGGAGGAAGUGGUCAUCGCCCUGUAUGACUUCGACGGAAUGGAGACCCAAGACCUGACCCUGGUCCAGGGAGAAGAGUAUGUGAUCGUUGAGAAGUGUGACGUGAACUGGUAUAAAGCGCGGAAUAAAUAUGGAGAGGAAGGAUAUAUCCCCAGCAAUUAUGUGACGGAGAAGAAAUUGGGUCACCUUGACCAGUAUGUUUGGUACUGCAAAAAUGUAAACAGAAACCAAGCAGAACAGCUGCUUAGAAAAGAGGAUAAAGAAGGGGGCUUCAUGGUCAGAGACUCAAGUAGCCGUGAAGCGUUCACUGUUUCUCUGUACACAAAGUCCGCUGGAGAAGGUGCUUCUUCCAUUAGACAUUACCAUAUUAAAGAGACACAGACUGUGCCGAAGCAAUACUACCUGGCAGAAAAGCAUCACUUCAACAGUAUUCCUGAGCUCAUUGAGUACCACCAACACAAUGCGGCAGGUCUUGUUGCCAGACUCCGUUAUCCAGUGGGAAAGCAAGGGAGAUCGGCCCCGACCACAGCGGGAUUCAGCUACGAAAAAUGGGAGAUAAACCCAUCAGACCUGACCUUCAUGAAGGAGCUGGGCAGCGGGCAGUACGGGGUGGUGCGUCUGGGCAAGUGGAGAGCGCAGCACAAGGUGGCCAUAAAGGCCAUCCGAGAGGGGGCCAUGUACGAGGAGGACUUCAUAGAGGAGGCCAAAGUCAUGAUGAAACUGUCCCACCCAAAGCUGGUGCAGCUGUAUGGGGUGUGCACGCAGCAGAAGCCCAUCUACAUCGUGACGGAGUUCAUGGAGCUCGGCUGCCUCCUGAACUACAUCAGGCAGAGGCGAGGGAACUUCAGCACAGAGGCAUUGCUCAGCAUCUGCCAGGACGUGAGCGAAGGGAUGGAGCACCUGGAGAAGAAUGGGUUCAUUCACAGGGACCUGGCAGCGAGGAACUGCUUAGUAAAUGAUUCCCUGGUGGUGAAGGUAUCGGAUUUUGGAAUGGCAAGGUACGUCCUAGAUGAUCAGUACACUAGCUCCUAUGGAGUCAAAUUCCCUGUUAAGUGGUCUCCGCCAGAGGUCUUCAAUUUCUGUAGAUACAGUAGCAAGUCGGACGUGUGGUCCUUUGGUGUAUUAAUGUGGGAGGUGUUCACAGAGGGGAAAAUGCCCUUUGAACAAAACCCAAACCAUGAGGUUGUUAUGAUGGUCUCUCAAGGCCAUCGCCUGUAUAGACCGAAAAAGGCCACUCCUAAGAUCUAUGACAUCAUGCAACUCUGCUGGCAUGAGAAACCGGAGGAGAGGCCCACAUUUGCAGAAAUCUGUGUUAUGAUCAGAGAUGUUUUGGAAGAGGACAGCUGAAUCUAACCAACAACAACACAGUGUCAGACCUCACUUUACUUUUUAAAAUGAGAUGGAUUUCUGUUUUCUACCUAGGUACCCAGCCGUUUGAAUACCAUAUCCGCCUACAUUUCAUUCAAGGUCAUAAGAUUAUGCUUGUCAUAAAAGCAUCAUGAAAGGGUUCAGCCCCACUAAAGUGGCCUGUAUUGAACUACAGGUACAAGCAUUAAAAUGCACAACAGUAUGUAAAUGGACACAUUGAGUAUGUAAAUGGACACAUUGCAACCAUGUAUUUUGACUUGCACUGACAUUUGAUUGUAUGGAUAUGUAAAACUGAAUGAAUUUAAUUGUUCAUACUGCAGCUAGUUGUUGUUUUACUUAUAUGCACACCACAUGCGUGCACACAGACACAGACACAAAUGCGCACACACACACACACACACACCUGACAUCACAUUAGAUAAAAAACAAAUUCAUAUCGCCGCUCACUGUAAGACAGAAAACAUUUCCCUACACAUUUUAUUAAGUCAGUGAAUUCAUAUUGUUUACUGUAUUAAUUUUAAUUGCCGCAUGUUUGAUGCUCAUGAUUGUUGUCACACUAAUGUUAACUUUGUCUUCAAAUGUGAAACUGGAGGCCGUUGCCCUUGUUAUGCAAAUAAAAUGUACUGAACAC
Molecule: messenger RNA, 2726 nt
Organism: Megalops cyprinoides (Indo-Pacific tarpon)
Lineage: Eukaryota; Metazoa; Chordata; Actinopteri; Elopiformes; Megalopidae
Gene: tec
Product: tec protein tyrosine kinase
Exons: 18
Coding region: 65-2074 (669 amino acids)
Biological process (GO): adaptive immune response; peptidyl-tyrosine autophosphorylation; intracellular signal transduction
Molecular function (GO): ATP binding; protein binding; non-membrane spanning protein tyrosine kinase activity
Source: RefSeq, a predicted model, not a curated record